AUGGAGGACUUCAUUUCUGCAGUCAAAAAUGAACUGAAGAACAACAAUGCUGCUGCAGCUGCUGCACAAAUCAAACAAUAUUUAAAAGAACCCUGGAAGAUUCCACUAAAUAUCGCCAUCACAGGAGAAUCUGGUUCUGGUAAAUCCACCUUUGUUAAUGCCUUCAGAGGCAUUGGUGAAGGACAUAAGGAAGCUGCCCCUACUGGUGCUCAGGAAUCCUCAAAGGAUCCUAUACCAUACUUCCAUCCAGACUAUCCCAAUGUUAAAUUAUGGGAUCUUCCUGGAAUUGGCACCAUGAAGCUUCGAGCUGCCAGAUACUUGGAACGUGUUAAAUUCAAGAGCUUUGACUUCUUCAUUGUCAUCUCGGACACCGGCUUUAGAGAAAAUGACGUGAAACUCGCUCAGGAGAUUCGGAGGAUGAAGAAAAAGUUCUACUUUGUUCGCUCAAAGAUUGACAACGAUAUACGAGCUGCAGAGAGAAAGGUAGACUUCAGUACAGAAAGGACUCUUGAAAAAAUCAAGGACACAACUGUUAAAGGUCUUAUAGAUGCAGGGAUUAGGUCUCCACAGGUCUUCCUCUUGUCCAACUUUGAGCCUCACCUGUAUGAAUUCCCUACAUUGCAAGAGACCUUAGGGAGAGAACUUCCUGCACACAAGAGAGACACUCUGCUGUAUGUUAUGUCCAACACCAGCCUGGAGAUCAUCGAAAAGAAGAAAGAAGCUUUUCAGUCUGAAAUAAAAUUAUAUGCUGGUCUUUCUGGAACUGUAGCAGCUGUUCCAGUUCCUGGACUGUCUGUUGCUGUUGAUGCCAGCUUGAUGGUUAAAGCUUCCAAAGAGUAUGUAGAUGGGUUUGGUCUUAAUAAGCGAUCACUGGAAAAACUUGCCAACACCACAGGUGUGCCAUACACUUUUCUGCAUGCUGUCAUCAGGUCACCACUGGCUAAAGGAGAAAUAACUGCAGAGCUCGUCGUGAAGGUGUUGUCACAACUAGCAUGCACAGCUGCGUUAAUCACGCUAGAAGAAGGAUUAAGAUGGAUUCCAUUAAUCGGACUUGUAGCAUCAGCUGGCCUUUCGUAUAUUGUAACCUACAAAGCUCUGACUUCUUUCCUCGACACACUUGCUGAAGAUGCUCAGAGGGUCUUUGAAUGA
This is a messenger RNA of Neolamprologus brichardi, 1149 nucleotides long. NCBI's taxonomy places the organism in Eukaryota, Metazoa, Chordata, Actinopteri, Cichliformes, Cichlidae. The record is from RefSeq and is a predicted model, not a curated record.